Bactrocera dorsalis (oriental fruit fly) is the source of this 1095-nucleotide messenger RNA. RefSeq lists its product as uncharacterized. The transcript has a single exon. Gene Ontology annotation, molecular function: nucleic acid binding. The coding region runs from base 35 to 631 and encodes 198 amino acids. Gene Ontology annotation, biological process: DNA integration. NCBI's taxonomy places the organism in Eukaryota, Metazoa, Arthropoda, Insecta, Diptera, Tephritidae. The record is from RefSeq and is a predicted model, not a curated record.
UUAUACCACGCUUUAGAUCACGAGCUAUCUGGGAAUGCCUGAACGUAUCAUAUCCGACCGAGGAACGGCCUUCACUUCAAAAGCGUUCCAAAAGUUUUGCAAUGAAAACAACGUCAAACAUAUUCUCAACGCAGUGCGGACGCCACGCGCUAACGGACACGCUGAACGAGCAUCCUAUCCAUGCUACUACCUUUUACUGAUGAGGAAAGACGAUGGGACGACAAAUUACGUCAAAUACAAUGGAGCAUUAAUACCAUCCCGAAUAAAACCACAAGUUGUACACCAUUCCGACUACUUUAUGGGUACGUGCCUCGAGACAUCCUCGAAGACGUACAACGAAGGUGACCUCGUAUUGACUACAAACGAACCAAUAAGCUCCGGUACAUCACGUAAAUUAGAACCACGAUUCACAGGACCAUUCAUCAUCACCAAAGUCCUGCCAAAUGAUCGUUAUGUAAUUGAAGACUUACCUCAUGCCGAGCGAACGCAACGUCACUACAAAGCCGUAUUUGCAUCAGAUCAACUUAAAACUUGGUGCAUGUUACCACCAGAUGAUCCAGACGACAUAGACAACGAAGAUGAGAGCACCAUGGGCGAGGGCGCCACAUUGGGUCAGGAAAGCCGACUGUAAGCGAUGGCAACUCUGUUGCCCAACAAGUGUCAGAUAAAAUAAAGCAAGUGGCAGCAACCAAAAGGACACAGUCAACAAGCAACCCUCAGCGAGUGAACAACGUAAAAUAACGAGUACGAAAUAUUUGAGAACAUUCUAUAAAUUUGCAUAAGUGUAAUAUUUUCAUAUAUUUAAAUAAAGUUCUAUAUUGUUAUAAUUGUUUGACUGCCAAUUUUAACGAGUGCACACGAGUACGGUGUUUUUCUACAAAUGUAUCAUUUCAUUUUUUUUUUCAAUGUAACGCAGCUGUAUAAACAACAUUUUUCGGUUUCUGUUCCGGUGUACAGAAAAGAUGGUUUUCCAACUCGUGAGCACGCUACGGCCGUGUAGAAAACAGAGCAUUUCCAAAUUUAUGCCUCACACUAUACGACUAUCUUUAGGUCCUGUUGACUGUCAUCUCAACGGAAACGGAAUACGUUUCUGAG